UUUAAAAGGGACUUAGAAAAAUUUCGAACUGUAAAGUGACCUUUAGGACAACUGAAUAAACCAUACGAUAACGUGUGUGUGAGAACAAUUGGCAGGAGCGUCAAAGUUAUCCGAUCAACAUGGACAAAGACAAUGUGGAACCGACAUCUAACAGCAGCCAGGGAAGCAGGAGCUCCCGCGGAUCACAGCAAGGCGCAGUCGAUCCGUAUAAGAAGGAAUACAAGUCGCUCGCGCGUCCAGUCGGACACGAUAGACAGACCCGAGCGGCUGUGACCUUUGCAAGAAAGGACAGCAAAGGCAGUGACAGUACAUACCAAGUGGCGCUCGGAGCUAUACAGAACGAAGAGAGCUCCAGCGGUGACGGAAAGCAAACUCCCGCGUCUGCGGCGGGAGGCAAACCGAUGAACCAGAAAAAGGUCACUGGUGAGGAUGGAACCACAAAAAUGGAAGCGGAGGCAGUUGGGGCAUCACAGUUGGAUGCUACCAUUGUCAGAACAGAAGAGCAGGAUAAAAACGCAAACCCGGCUCAAGUGGAAAUGGAAAAGACAAAGGUUACCGAAGAGGAAUUGGCUGAGCUCGGAUUGAGUGACCUUUCGCUGAAUGACAAAGCGGCAGACGAUGACCUUUGGGCAACUCCAAUGGUCUCAGAUGAGUCCAAUGAAUCAUAUUUCACGGACGAUGAAACGACUAUGAAUAUGUCAUUCCAAUCCGCAAUGAGACAAGCUGACCGUGCUGAAGGGAUGACACCUUUCAAAGAGAUACCGGAGCACCUUAUUGAACGGACAACAACAGGAAAGGUCAUCAACGUACGACCACCGUCACCUAACAGUCUCACGUCAACUCUGAAGAGACGCGUGAAGGAGUUGGAAGAAGAACUUGAAACCAAGGAAAGCCUGGUGGCGAAGAAGAAACAGGAAUAUCAAAAUCGGAUAGGAUCUCUGGAUGCUCGUAUCUAUGAACUGGAGCAACAACAAGCUGACUUGGAAAGCACAGCGGACGAAUGGAAGAUUAAAUACGAGCGUCAAAAAGAGCUUGCUGAGGAGUACCUGAAAAUGGUAGAUGACAGAGAAAUGGAAGGUCAUCUCGCAGUCAGUGACCUUAACGAGAGCAUGUCAGAGGAGUCAGCCGAAAGGUCACGGCACUUGGCGGAAUUGAAGGACGAGUGUGACAAAUUGCGUCAAAAGGUCACCGAAGCCGAAACUAAACGGGACGAAUACGCCGCCAACCUAGCAGAGGCUACACAACGAUUGACAAAGUUGGCGACGGAAACGUUUAAGCUCAGGAAUGACCUGAAGCUGCGGGAGGAAGAUGUCAGCACCCUGCAACACGAGUCGAAAGGUCACCAGAAACGGGCAGACGAAGCUGAAAAGUUACGCAACGACGCAAUCAAAGAGAUGCGCGAGGCAAGAGACAUUACAGCCACUGAAGGGGGACGCCUGAAAGAAGAAAUCGAAAAGGUCAACCGGGAGAAUGAAAAGGUCAUGGUAGACAUUGAAAAGGUCACCAAGGAGGGACUUAAAUGGCAGAAGGAAGCACGUCGAAUGGAUACAAUGGUUACAGCAUUGGAGCGGAAGGAUAAAGUGUGGCAGCAACAAGUUGCAGAAAAGAGCCAGGAAGUUACGAGGCUAAAUAGCGAACUACUCGAAAUGACUACCACAGCACUGGCAAAGGAUGAUGAGUUGAUCGCGAUCAAGAAUCAGCUGAGAGCAGCCGCUGGACAAUAUAAGCAACUUGAAAAAGAAACAACCGAGCUGGUCGAGCACAUCAAAAAGAUGGAACAGGAUAACGAAAAGGUCACGCAGCAAGAGACGUUUAAGCUGCACGAACGCCUACGAAAGGUCAACUUGGAAAAUUCCGAUUUGAAGAGGCAAAGAGAGGAACUUCAGCUGCGAACUAAACGCCUUGAGGACGAGAAUAAAGUCCUCCAGAUGUCAAACAAACAUAAGGAUGAACAACUCGUUCAACAUGGAGUCAAGGCAGCAACAGUGGAGUCUCCCCCGCCCAGUUACAGUAAAGCACAUGAAACGGGCACGGGUAAAAGCUUCCACUUCGAGAUGCCACUGCGAACCGGUACGGGCACCGGAAGUGUCAAAACGAAAAGGAUAGUGAAAAGGUCAAAGAUGACAAAGAGCCACCAUCAGGAGGCUAUCCGCACAUGA
Messenger RNA from Paramacrobiotus metropolitanus, 2159 nucleotides. RefSeq names its product golgin subfamily A member 6-like protein 22. The transcript has a single exon. Lineage: Eukaryota; Metazoa; Tardigrada; Eutardigrada; Parachela; Macrobiotidae. The record is from RefSeq and is a predicted model, not a curated record. Bases 120 to 2159 code for a protein of 679 amino acids.